AUGGUAAAUGAGUUUCGGGAUAUAAUCCCUAAAGAACUAUCGGGAUUACCACCCGACAGGGAGGUGGAGUUUACUAUUGGCUUAGUUUCAGGAACAACUCCUAUAUCGCAGGCAUCAUAUAGAAUGGCGUCGACUGAGUUGAAAGAAUUAAAGGUUCAGCUACAAGAGUUAAUUGACAAGGGAUACAUUCGACCUAGUAGAUUUGUAGAGGGUUUCUCUAAGAUAGCCCUUCCAUUGACGAACCUGACCAAGAAAGGCGUGAGGUUUGAAUGGUCGUUGGAGUGUGAACAUAGUUUCCAGGGGCUGAAACGGAGAUUAGUAUCAGCACCAGUGCUUACCUUGCCUAUUCCAGAUGUGUAUAAGAGACAGUUGAUAGCUACUUUUCAAAUAAGGCCAACCUUAGUAGAAAACCUUAAGCGGGAUCAGUUGGAAGACCCUAAUUUUCAGAAGAUUGCUGAUGAUGUAAGUAAGGGCAUCAGGGUUGACUUUCAAUUGGGAACAGAUAGUGUACUAGAAAAGGAGGGGAGAAUGUGUGUGCCUAACAAGCUACAACUUAAACAAGCCAUUCUAGAGGAAGCACAUAAUUCCACUUAUGCCAUGCAUCUAGGCAACACCAAGAUGUAUAGAACUUUGAAGAAAUCUUAUUGGUGGCCUGGGAUGAAGAGAGACAUAGCAAAAUAUGUGGACCGAUGUAUAGUCUGUCAACAAGUAAAACCUGAGAGAUAA
Molecule: messenger RNA, 726 nt
Organism: Benincasa hispida (wax gourd)
Lineage: Eukaryota; Viridiplantae; Streptophyta; Magnoliopsida; Cucurbitales; Cucurbitaceae
Source: RefSeq, a predicted model, not a curated record